UCGAGCGGGUGGUGUGCGCACGGUGCACGAAGUGUGGAGUGCAGUACGUCGAUCGCGGAGACUUCAACGCGUGUGUGACGCGCGCGCGCGUAAACGCGCGGACCUCGUCGAUAAACAAAGUGGAGUUUACAUCUGAUUUUUUGUGACCAGCAGAGCCAGUGCACCAGCGAGACGGGAAAUGCCUGCGUUGAAGCUCUUCGGACGAAAAUGGUUGGCAGCAACCGACGAUCUCGUAUAUCCCGGCAUGUUCGAAUUAUUUAUCCGCGUUGUAUGGCUGAUGCUCAUAGGAAUCGCCUGCGCGAGGUACUACGAGAAUACGUGGAAUUGUCGGUUUGGAGGUGACUUAGUGCGUGCAUAUCUCAUAGGCGAAGUAGUCAUGCUCAGUAUCGUCACGCUUUUGAUACUCGUCAUCAUCAGGCAUAGCGCAAAGGGGGCCAUCAUGGACACGCAUGCCCGACGCUACGUCGAGCCACUACUGACAAUCAAAGUAUCGAUGUUGCUACCGGAGAUCGGCUGGAACGUUCUGGGCAGCCUAUGGAUUUUCGGACAAAGCGUGGAAUGCGAGCACGAGCACUAUUCUAUCACCGUCGUAGAGACGUUGGUACUCUUCGACUGGAUCCUGAUUGGUCUCAGCAUCUUCGGCCUCGCCCUGGUGUUCGACCCGAUCGGCUCACUGGAGAAGAAACAGCUGGAGAACACCGUGGAGCACGGCAAGCACUCGCGCAUCUGGCUACGGCGAUUCAGGUUCCUGUGGUGGAUGCGUAAGGACGAGAGCGCGAGUGAGACCUUUCAACAUGUCGCUGGUCUGUUAACCGCAUUAUUCCGAGGCACGGAUUUGGUGCCCUCGGACGUGAUGGCGGGUUGCAUUCUGCUGAGAGUUCGGCAGAAACGGGAAACUCAUGAAUUGCGAAGGUUAAAUUUAAUCCCACGCCCAAAGUAUACUUCAGACGGCACCGCGAUCUUCUCCAAUACGCCCAACUGGAUGUCCUUGGAGGCCGCCCAUCAUUUCUCACAAUUGUCAAUCGCCGUCUACGGCUGGCUCUUCGUACUAUACCAACAUAUGUGUACCGGAUGUUUCCGUUUGGUGCGGGGCAUGACAUGCUGCGCUUGUUUUCGACGAAAGCGUAACGUUAUUCUCGACGACAACUGCUGCCUCUGUAAUUUCUCUGGCGUGAAAUAUUUGUCGAAAUUGUCGGAGGAGGACAUUCUAUUUGCCUCCUUCAAGAAUCAUUUGUGCGAGAUACCGUUUUGCGUGAUCGCGGAUCACAAGACCGCCAAUAUCGUCGUGGUUAUACGAGGGUCAUUAUCUUUACGGGACUUAAUUACUGACUUCGCAGCCGCGUCCGAUUCGUUCGAGUGUCCAGGUGUUCCUCCAGGUAGUACGGCGCACAAGGGUAUGGUGAUGGGAGUGAAAAUAAUAUUAAAGCAACUGAAACAUCAUAAAGUCUUGGAGAGAGCGUUCGCCACGUAUCCUAAUUACCAUCUGACGCUUACGGGUCACAGUUUAGGAGCCGGUUUAGCCAUUCUGCUAGGAUUACUGAUACGGCCCCGUUAUCCGGACCUGAGAGUCUACGCGUUUUCUACGCCAGCUGGACUGCUCAGCAGAGAUGCUGCCAGGGUCACGGAAGAAUUUGUGUUGACCGUGGGACUUGGUGAUGACUUGGUAAUGAGGCUCAGUGUGCACAGUAUAGAGAAUUUAAGAAUCUCGUUACUGACGACAUUACGAGCAUGCCGGCUACCUAAGUACAGAGUAGUUCUGAACGGAUUUGGAUACGCUUUAUUCGGAGUUCCCGAGAGAGACUUAACGAAAACAUGGGCCAAUUGCAAUAUAAUCAGCACAAUUCCGAGCCAAUCACCUUUACUAACUGAGGUCGAAAUUGCGAGACGCGAGGAAAAUAAAAUAGUAGAGCGUGACAUAACGAAGAGGAGAUAUUCGAAAGAGAAACUAUUUAAUGCUGGCCGUAUACUUCAUAUAACGAGGUGUAAACUCGAGAGAACGGAAAGAAAGAGUAAGAAAGAACUCGCAAAGGAAAGGAAAUACGAGAUGCGAUGGGCGCAAGCGGAAGAGUUCACGAAACUGUCAGUGAUGCCGCGCAUGCUCCUAGAUCACCUGCCAGAAAAUAUAGAGCGAGCUUUGGCCACGUUAUUAGAGCAACAAAAUGACAUACCCUAUUACUUCGAUCCUUAA
This is a messenger RNA of Dinoponera quadriceps, 2188 nucleotides long. Its product is annotated as sn1-specific diacylglycerol lipase beta-like. The record is from RefSeq and is a predicted model, not a curated record. Gene Ontology annotation, biological process: lipid metabolic process. Lineage: Eukaryota; Metazoa; Arthropoda; Insecta; Hymenoptera; Formicidae. Bases 179 to 2188 code for a protein of 669 amino acids. The transcript is spliced from 14 exons.